CUUCACCCAAGUCGUUAAAUAACUCGCGACACACGAAACGGCGCUCUCGCUCUUCGUACCAGGAGGCGCCUUUAAAUUCCCUUUCACCCCAAAGCCGGUCUUUCUGCGUCACUCGGCGAAUCCGACGGAGUGAGGGGGAAGCAAAAGGCUCCAAAACAAGAACUGAUGGAUUUUUUGUUCUCCUGAUUGGACGCCAUCUUUUGGCCUUUUCCCAUUGAAUUAACCGUUACGGCAUGUUUCGGUGAUCUCGACGUCGGGCUGAUUUGAUCUAGUUGGACGAAUCCUUCGUGGAGCUUCAUAUGAUAUCGAUCCUUGACUCGAGAUGGCGUAGCUCUGUGUGGGAUUUUGAAGUAAAUAUUGGCCGAUGUCGUUGCCGAAAGAAAUAGUUCGUAGCGUGGGCCAAUUAGGGUUAUGGAUUGUGGGCACGGGGACGAUCAGAUAUCCUGAUCUUUUUGUUGUUGGAUCUUCUUGAGAGAUUCAGAGAAGGAUGCAAAGCAAGACAAAAAGUUUUUUCUAGUAGAUUUAUGGAAUCUAUUGCAAAGUUUAUAAAGAGUUUGUUGAAUUUAAACUGAUACAACAACCAGUGGAAAGGCAAACUUUAAACAUUGGACUAUCGAUCCAGUGCCUUCGAUUCUUGAAAUUUUGAAAGUUUGAUGAGCAGCAUGUGGUAUUCUUUGAUCAAACCUCCAUUAACAUAAAGGAACAGGGAGAAGAAUUUGCUGAGUCUUUAUUGUACAAGAAGUGUGAAUCCUUCAUAUUGCCGUUCAGAUGCUCAUGCUCAUCCAUUCGUGCUGAAUGGAUAAACUUGUUGAAUUAACUUUGUCUUAGAAUAUAUGGGGUGGGUAUCAGAUUUGCUUAAGGAUAAUGAGUCAUGAAGGUGGUGCUUUGAUUGUUGUCAUACUUCUUUUUUCUUUAGGCAGUGAGUUCUGCCUCUCAUCUAAUGGUGCAAUUUGUUGUGCUGGAGGGCUAGCUAAAUCUCAAUCAGCUACUGAUAGAAUAUUGGGUCCACCCAAGAAGUGGAACAUAGGCCAGUUAUCAAGCCAAAAGAAAAGACAAUGGUCAUCAAGUCCUGAACUUAUAGCAAUGGAAAACGAUGUCAGCAAUUCUCAUUCCCUAGCAAUGAACAAUUCUUCAUGCCCCAUUAUUAUCAAUGAUGAUGCCAAGUUAACGGAGCAAAAUGCCAAUAAUAUUCCAUUUAUCAACCAAGGUGCUAUAGCCUGGAAUCAGACAAGAAGGGAGUGGGUUGGUGAUCGGUCAAAAAGGCCCCAUAGACCUCCAAGAGAACCAACAAUAAGCUGGUGUGCAACCUACGAGGAUUUGCUCUCGACCAACCAACCUUUUUCACAACCCAUCCCAUUAUCGGAGAUGAUAGAUUUUUUGGUCGACAUAUGGCAGGAGGAAGGACUUUACGAUUAGAUGGAGACUUAGUUGCACCGAAAUAUUUUGCUAGUAUGGAAAUAAGUCUGGCUUCUCAUUCGUCUAAUUCAGUGGGGGUAUAUUCUGUCUAAAGAAAAAUGUAUCGACAUUGCCAUGUGACCCUUUGACACUGAAUCUUAUUUGGUGAAAAAACAGAAACAGUGUACUCACCGUAUUAGCACUCUUCGUUUCAUGGUCUGCA
Messenger RNA from Musa acuminata AAA Group (dessert banana), 1618 nucleotides. RefSeq lists its product as uncharacterized. Lineage: Eukaryota; Viridiplantae; Streptophyta; Magnoliopsida; Zingiberales; Musaceae. The record is from RefSeq and is a predicted model, not a curated record. The coding region runs from base 865 to 1416 and encodes 183 amino acids. The transcript has 7 exons.